GAGGGCUUCCUGCCCGGGUGAACACGUGGUUCCGUAUCUGCUCCGCUGCUGGUCUGUCAGUUUGCGAAGGCUUCCAGCCCUCCUCGCACUCCUCUCCCUCUUUUAUCCUCCCAUAGAACACAGCGGACCCUCUCCUCCUCUCCGUCGUCCCGCUGCUCCUCCUCCCUCUCUCCUCCCUCCGCCGCACUUCUCCUUCCUCUCUUUGCGACGGCUCCCGGGACUGCCGACAGCCAGGCCGCGGUCGCUCCAACGUGUAUCCGUUCAGAGGGAGAGAGAGAGUGUGAGUUAGUGAGUGAGUGAGUGUGUGUGUGUGUGAGUGAGUGUGUGUGUGUGUGUGUGUGUGUGUGUGAGUGAGUGAGUGAGUGAGAGAGAGAGCGUGAGAGAGCGCGUGUGCUCGCACCCGACCGCAGCCGGUCCAUCCGUGUUACUCCCCCCCCCUCCCCUCCUCCACUAUCCUGCCUCGUUCUUCGGUCAUGACGCUGGAAGCGAUCCGCUACCGGGCCGGGUCUCUGCAGAUCCUCAACCAGCUGCUGCUGCCACACCAGACGGCUUACGAUGAGAUCCGCUCGGUGCAGGACGCCUACGAGGCCAUCAAGUCCAUGAAGGUGCGUGGCGCCCCGGCCAUCGCCAUUGUCGGCUGCCUCAGCCUGGCUGUGGAGCUGCGGGCAGGUGCCGGCGGCGAUGACCCUGUGACCUUCAUCAGGGAGUCUCUGUGUCACCUGACCUCAGCCAGGCCCACCGCUGUCAACAUGGGCCGUGCCGCCCGUGAGCUGAUGGAGUUUGCCGAGAACGAGAGCAUGGAGAAGAACUCGGAGCAGCUCAGAGAAAGUGUAAUUGCCUGGAUUGAAGACAUGCUGGAGCGUGACGUCAAUGACAACAGGAAGAUCGGUAACUAUGGCGCUCAGCACAUCCUGUCUGGCGUCCCGAGGGACUCUGUGACCAUCCUCACACACUGCAACACCGGCUCGCUGGCCACAGCUGGAUACGGGACUGCACUGGGCGUGGUGCGAAGCCUCCACGCGCUGGGCAGGCUGAAACGUGUGUACUGCACAGAGACCAGACCGUAUAACCAGGGAUCCAGACUGACAGCGUAUGAGGCGGUUUCAGAGGGAAUCCCUGCUACACUUAUUACAGACAGCAUGGCAGCCCUCACCAUGAGAGAAAUGGACAUCACAGCUGUGGUGGUGGGUGCAGACAGGGUGGUUGCCAACGGUGACACGGCCAACAAGGUGGGCACGUACCAGCUGGCUAUCGCCGCAAAGCACCAUGGGAUUCCCUUCUAUGUGGCCGCACCCAGCACGUCGUGCGACUUGAGCCUGGAGAGCGGCAGGGAUAUCAUCAUCGAAGUGCGCCCGCCUGAGGAGCUCACCAGUAUAAACGGAGUCCCGAUUGCCGCCCCGGGUAUUGAGGUUUGGAACCCGGCGUUCGACGUGACCCCCCACCAGCUCAUCACAGGAGGCAUCAUCACAGAGCUGGGAGUCUUCCUCCCCUCUGAGCUCCAGGCUGCGCUCACCGGUCGCCUCACUGCCCUCUAGAGCCACUCAGCCCCUCCUGCUGGUCCAUGUGCACCACUGCACCUUAACGUCAGACACUCAAAGACACGGUGCAGCACCAGUACAGCUCACUGAUGUGAGCUGACGUCGUCACAGGAGAGACAGCAGACCCUCAGUCCUUCCUCCACCCCGAUUUAAGAUAACGUAGCCAUACCGCCAUCUCAUCAAGCUCAAAGAGAUCUUCAGAAAAUCUCAGUGAGUGCAUUUACAUACACACUAGUAUCUUUGUUAUGAUUGGAUGUUUGGAGUAUCCUGGGACUACUGCGACAUGUAAACACACCAUGUCCAGGUUUCUGAUUAUCUUCUACCAUGUGCGCAAGUGCGUCAUUAAAUGAGGUUACGAAAUGGUUAGUGAAUUGUCAUCCAUUACUGGUGAUCAGAUGGAGAGGUUCAGACAGCCAGAAACCAAACUAUGUUCAACCUCAACCACGCAUUCUUCUUCCUUGUCAGAACCGGGUGCCGGCAUUACCCACAGUGCAUCUCUAACCGCUGACAGUUCCUUGUGGGAUUUCAGGUAUAACAUACUCAUGUCGGUAGAAGUAGCCUGGAGGAUCAGAACCAAGAUAAAACUCAAAUCCGAGAUACUGACGCAGAUGUAAAUUUACUGUCUGACUUUUGUGCCUGGAAAUCUCAGUGAGCUUGAUGAGACAAAUGUCAGAGGUUUGGCCUCAUAACACGCCAGUCUACCUUCCCACCACCCCUUCACUGAUCUCACACACUGCCUUUGUUGACUUUAUCAUUCUCUACAAUCAUUUAAAUAUGUGGCAAAUACACAGCAACACCUUUCUACUUUACAGGACCACUAAGAGGUCCAGAGAAAACACCCACAAAAAAAAAAGCUUAAGGUCAAUGAUAAUAUUUGCAGUAUCCAUAGUGUCAUUGUCCAUAUCUUUAAAAUGCUGUAAUGUAAGCUGAGUCCUUCCUUCGCAUUCAUCUUUUCUCUCCUCAGCCCUCUUUGUUUCUCGUCUGUCCACCCAUCAAACCUCAACUCACAAAGAUGCUGAUAGGUCACACACAAGCAUAAAAGACACUUGUGUGUUUGAGUUUUCCUUCUUUGUUUUGUACAGUUUAAGACAUCACACGUUUGGGGGCAAUGUUAGUGUUCCAGACAUAUGUAGCAACUUUGUGGCCGUCAGACCUGCCGCGUAUUAUUUCUUUCUAAAUCUUUAAGAAGUACGAGAUUUUUUUUUGUCUGUACAUCAUGAUUAUAACUGUUUGGCUGUGGUUUGUUGUUUUAUUUAAUGACAUUGUGAUUCCUAGUGACUAGGUCAUUAGUACACCACACUGGGGAGGCCUCCUCAACCAUACACACUACCUCUCCGUCUGCCUACACGGACUCAAACAUUGAAUUGCAUGAACACAAGCACUUAACGUGCCAGGCUGCAGCAGAGCGGAUUGACAGAUUGUAGAUUUUGAAAAAAGAUGUGGACUAAAACUCUCCACAUCUCACUAAUGUUUGUAUCUUCAACCCAAAGUGACAAAUAAUUUGUGGUCGUGCUUUUAGUUUGCCAAAGUAGACUACAUUCAGGCUAGUGUGUUAUGUUGGGUUGCAGCUGAAUUGUGUCUGCAUUAUGCUACGUUUUUCCACCAUGCUUUUGAAGCAGCAGCAAUAGAGUACUGUAUUUAAAAAGAUGUUCCACCAACAUCCCCUUGAGAAGCCCAACACACGCCUAGUAAUCAGGUGCCAAAAUUCAGUGCUGCUUGCCACAUAUUUUCCACAUUGAUUUGAUUAAUCAAAGCAGGAGCUUGAGUAUUAUCAAAUGAUAAGUAUGGCCUGCAAUUACCAUGGAAGGAGUGUUGUUCAGAUGGCCUCUUUAAGUGCAAGUUUGUUCUUGUUGUUAUUGAUAAUCACUUGAUUUGGGUUUCAUUUUGUAACAUGUGGAAAUAGUUCAAAGCUGGAUUUUUUUAAAUAUAUAUGUAUAUGAAUAUAAUGCUGUAAAAGUGCAGUCAUGAAUUAUGAGAUUUCUCUUUCACAUCAAUACAGUAAAAGGAAUAAA
Xiphias gladius (swordfish) is the source of this 3550-nucleotide messenger RNA. It is a transcript of the gene mri1, whose product is annotated as methylthioribose-1-phosphate isomerase 1. The transcript is spliced from 7 exons. The record is from RefSeq and is a predicted model, not a curated record. The coding region runs from base 474 to 1535 and encodes 353 amino acids. Gene Ontology annotation, molecular function: S-methyl-5-thioribose-1-phosphate isomerase activity. Lineage: Eukaryota; Metazoa; Chordata; Actinopteri; Istiophoriformes; Xiphiidae.